Acaromyces ingoldii is the source of this 1304-nucleotide messenger RNA. RefSeq lists its product as hypothetical. Bases 208 to 1242 code for a protein of 344 amino acids. Lineage: Eukaryota; Fungi; Basidiomycota; Exobasidiomycetes; Exobasidiales; Cryptobasidiaceae. The transcript has 8 exons. The record is from RefSeq and is a predicted model, not a curated record.
CCUGCAUUCCCUCCAACCGCCCCCCCUGGUCUUCUUGCUCUUUGAUGACAUCGUAACGAACACACGAUCUGCUUUUCUUGACGACCUUACCUUCUACUUUACGACCCCGGCUACGAUACCAAACCUAACGACUUGAUACCCUCUGGACGAACACCUGAUUAAUCCCCCCUCUCCCUUUCUAAGAGAUACGCACGGCACGAGGAAAAAAUGCGGCUCGACUUUCUGGUCUCUGCGGCAGCGCUGCUUUUGGCCGUGACUGGCAUUGAGGCAGCUCCGAUGCCCUCGCCGAUGCCUGUUCCCUCGGCGGUCCGCGCACGAGGAGCUGCUGCGCCCGCUGGAGCGACGCCAGCCCCGCGCUGGCUGCCGCAAGACUCGACGCCUGACGAGGUUCAGGCGUUCUAUGCGCCCAUGCAGCAGUGGGCGCGCAACAAGGCCAGUCGAGGCGACAAGAGCCUGCAGCCGGACCAGCGUGCAUGGCCGCGUGCGCUGCGGGAGGCAAAGAAGCUCGCAGGCAUCGUGGGACGCGCUGGCAAUGUCAACAGAGCCGAGAGAAUCGCGCUCGAGAGGCUCGCUCGCUCCGAGGUUGAGACAGAGGCAGGGAGGAAGCGACUGGCCGAGCUCGAGGAAAGGCAGGCGGCGAGGGAGGACAAGAGGGCAGCGAGGACGGUGACAAAGAGGAGCGACAUUCCCUCAGUCCCACUCAGCGAGAUGCCGUACCCUUCUUUCCCUGCUGAGUACCCCUCAUGCUACAAUUGUGAGCAAAAGUACUCGUCGAUCAGCUCGUGCGCCGCGGCGAGCAGCGUGUUUGAGAAUGCGACGAGCAUCUUCAACGAUCCGUUUGCAUACAUCUCUGUCAUCAAGUGCUCUUGCACCGACACGUUCCAAGCCGUCUUUCCACAAUGCGUCCAAUGCUUCCAACUGACCAACCAAUGCCAAUAUCUCGGGACGGACCCGCAAGGAACAGGCGCGCCCGACGCCGUCACCAACAUGCGCUCGAUUUGCGCAUUCAGCUCGUCCGUCCUGGGCGGAGCGCAGUCAGCCAACUAUCCUGAUUACAAUCACACUUUUACUCCGAGCGUCGUUCCUAGCUACACGGAUGUGACGACGUCAGGCGAAGGCUUCUACGAUCAAUCUACCGGGGCCAUCUUUGGGGGAGCUAUACAGUCCCGAACGCCGGCCGCGGCCUUGCCACUCGUCGUCGCGGCUUUCUGCAUUGGUCUGGGUGUAUUCGCAUUGAUCUGAGCUGUCUGUUGGAGUUUGCUCUUUUCCCACACAAUGAACAAUGCUCUUCUCUCUGUGGAAAU